Colletotrichum orchidophilum is the source of this 378-nucleotide messenger RNA. RefSeq lists its product as uncharacterized. Bases 1 to 378 code for a protein of 125 amino acids. The transcript is spliced from 2 exons. Lineage: Eukaryota; Fungi; Ascomycota; Sordariomycetes; Glomerellales; Glomerellaceae. The record is from RefSeq and is a predicted model, not a curated record.
AUGCGGAGAAGCUACGCUGAGCUCGCCCUGCCGGCGACCUCAUCGCGAACGCCUCAAUGCCAGCCAACUUCGGACCUCUGCCUCUUUGUGAUCAAGGGGCGAGCCAUCAUCUUUCGUCGCGACCACGAGCGCGGCGCCGCCCAUGGCCUUGAGCUCCGGCGCGGGAUCUUGAACGCUGCUAUCGAUGUAAUGGCGCGCGCCCAGCUCGAACGCGAACCUCUCCUUUGCGGGCCCGGAGCUGAUGGCCGCGACGCAUUAGCCCAUCUUGUUGGCGUAUUGCAUAGCGACGAGGCCGCCCCGCUCGAUUUCCAUCUUGUGGAUGCCGUUGAAGACGGUGACGCCGGCGCAGUGGAGGGGCGCCGUCUCGGCGGGGUCUAG